AAAUCCAAUGUUUUCGAUUUUGAAAUUACAGACACCAAAGUCCUCACCUCCUUUCUUCUUGCUCAAAAGCAGGAUUGCUACAGAAAUUACAGAAAGCGGAUUUGUAUAGAAGGAAUUUGGUAAUUACUUAUCUCGGCUGUGAAGAGGAGAAUGUUUGUUGCUCGAAGUAUUCAAGCUGAUCAUAAAGAUCUCAUACAUGAUGUUGCAUAUGAUUUCUAUGGCGAAAGGUUGGCUACAUGUUCUAGCGAUCAGACAGUUAAGAUCUGGGAUCUAGGAGAAGAUAAGCAAUGGCAUUGUACUGCAUCAUGGAAGACUCAUUGUGGAUCUGUUUGGAAAGUAACUUGGGCACAUCCCGAGUUCGGACAAAUUAUUGCCACAUGUUCCUUCGACAGAACUGUAGCAGUAUGGGAAGAAUUAGGUCCCGAAGGUUCAGUAGGCGAGAAAUCCCAGUCACAAUGGGUAAAAAAAAUAAGCUUAGUAGAUAGUAGGACACCUGUUACUGAUGUUAAGUUUGCUCCAAAACAUCUUGGUUUGCAAAUGGCCACUUGCUCAGCUGAUGGUGUAGUUCGAAUAUAUGAAGCACCAGAUGUAAUGAAUUUAAGUCAGUGGUCUUUGCAUCAUGAAAUUCCGUGCAAACAUCCUUGUAGUUCAAUCUCUUGGAAUCUUAGCAGGAUGCAUCCCCCAAUGAUUGCAGUUGGGAUUGAUGAGUCUCAGCAAACUGCUGGUGGCAAAGUAGUUCUUUGUGAAUAUAAUGAAAACAGUAGGCGCUGGCUUCGUGUUGAAACAUUACCAGUCAAUGAUCCUGUGUAUGAUAUAGCCUUUGCUCCAAACCUAGGACGAUCAUACAACCUUUUAGCAGUAGCAACAAAAAACUUACAGAUAUUUAUUGUAAAGCCUGUAGAUGAUCAAACUGGAACUGGUGUACAGGAAGUCAGUUCAAAGUAUGAAAUUAGGCAAGCAGGGCAAUUUGAUAAUCAUAAUUCACAG
This is a messenger RNA of Stegodyphus dumicola, 987 nucleotides long. It is a transcript of the gene Nup44A, whose product is annotated as nuclear pore complex protein Nup44A. Lineage: Eukaryota; Metazoa; Arthropoda; Arachnida; Araneae; Eresidae. The record is from RefSeq and is a predicted model, not a curated record. Gene Ontology annotation, cellular component: nuclear pore outer ring; Seh1-associated complex. Gene Ontology annotation, biological process: positive regulation of TORC1 signaling; cellular response to amino acid starvation. Gene Ontology annotation, molecular function: structural molecule activity; protein dimerization activity.